Molecule: messenger RNA, 1137 nt
Organism: Hibiscus syriacus
Lineage: Eukaryota; Viridiplantae; Streptophyta; Magnoliopsida; Malvales; Malvaceae
Exons: 3
Coding region: 1-1137 (378 amino acids)
Molecular function (GO): catalytic activity
Source: RefSeq, a predicted model, not a curated record
AUGUUUGAUACUUCGAAGGCCCUUAAAAUUAGAAGAAGCAAAGUGAUCCGAUUGCCAAAAAGCACAGCUCUCUCGGAUUGGAUCCAGGUGGCCCAGGAUAAGGCAGGUCUUGGAAGCCAACCAGUGAUUUCGUUACCAGGGGUUCCUCCGAAUGUAUUGGGCGAAACAUCGAAUAGUGUGAAGGACAGUAGCAAAGGGCUUCCGAACGCACCUCGUGCAAUAGACGGUAGCCCUAGCUUUAAACGGUAUUUCAAGGAGCAUUGUCAGCAUGUUCGACCUAAAAUUACCGCGUUAUCUGAAACUCGAAUAAGCAACCACAUUGCGGAUAAAGUGGUGAGUAGACUGGGGUUCUCAAAUUAUACUCGAGCCAAGGGUUUUAGUGGUGGUAUUGAGCUCUUAUGGAAUGACCAGGUGAAUUUAGUUAGUAUCUCUAACCAUUUUAUUCAUUGCCGGUACAAUUUAGAGGAUGAUAGUAGGUGGUAUUUCCUUACAGCGGUGUAUGCGAGUCCCGAAGUCAUUAUGAGAAAGCACCUUUGGGGGCGUCUCUCUGAGCUUAAUCCUAAGUCCGAUUCUCCUUUGAUCCUUGGCGGGGAUUUCAAUUCUAUUGUGAGAUCAGAAGAACGAAAAGGCGGUAUGGGUCUUGGCUCCGGCAUCGAUAAGCUUUUUUGUGAGUUCAUUUUCGAUAUGGGCCUUUUAGAAGCUGAUUAUAGGGGUCUGGAUUUCACUUGGAGACUUGGUAGUCUCUAUAAACAGCUUGAUAGAUGUCUCAUGAACACGUGUUGGGCUAAUAUAUUUUCAGCUUCUUUUGUGCUUCAUUUGGACAAAAUUGGAUUUGAUCAUUGCCCUAAGAUUCAAGAGUGGAAUUCAAAUAUGUUCGGACAUAUUGAGAAGAGGAAGAAUAAGUUGUUGACGAGAAUUAAGGGUAUUGAUCGAGCGCUCAUUUUUUCCUACUCCGAUAGUUUGGUGGAUCUUCAGGAAAGGUUAAAGGAGGAGCUAGACAUUACUCUUCAGCAAGAAGAGAGUCUCUGGUUUCGAAAAGCUAGAACAAAAUGGGUGUUGUAUGGGGAUAAAAAUAACAAAUAUUUCCAUACUAGCAAUAAUGCAAAGACGGAGAAUGAAUCGGGUGACUGCGGAUAA